CGAAAUUGUGCAAGAACUAUUUUAUUUAUUUGGUCUCUAUGAAAAUAAGAAGAUUUUCAUUUUUCCAUAGAAAGUUCUGCGCUCAAAUGUCAAAAUCACCCAAAGGUUCAACCGUCCAAAAAAUAGAAAAAUGAGCAAACUCGUGUAACAUUAUUUUGAAAUAUUUGAAUUAAUCAAAUAAUAAUGUCCCAUAAGUGUGGUGCAAUGAUGGCGGAUAUUGUAACGGUUUCCGUUACAAGAGCCACCUUGAUGGUAGGUGGCUAUAUAAGUGCUCCAUGGUCCUCCCACUCCUCCUAUCACAACAUACAUUCACAUGUAUGCUUAGCUCCAUAUCCGAAUAGGCUCUAAGCAAUAUACACCAUCUAGAGUGAGGAGUGAAGUGGGAGACGAAAAGGAUUUCCGGUGUUCUUCCACGUUCUUCGACCGUUCAUCAACAAUAUGGCUGGAGCUUCUCAACCCAUUACUCAUUCCGAAUUUUCGUUAGGCCUUGAAAUUCCCGAACUAACUGGUGACAACUAUAAGGUUUGGAGAGAAAGAGUUCUCCUACACUUAGGUUGCAUGGACAUUGAUUAUGCUAUUAGGAAGGAUGAACCGCCCGCCAUUAAUGCACAAAGUACUCCGGCUGAAAUUGCGCUAUAUGAGCGAUGGGAGAGAUCCAAUCGGCUCAGUGUAAUGUUUAUAAAAACUAAAAUUUCAGCUGGAAUUCGUGGCUCGGUUGAUCAGCAUAAGAAUGUCAAUGACUUGCUUAAGGCUAUUGAUGAUCAAUUUGUCACUUCGGAAAAGGCCUUAGCAAGUACCUUAAUCAUGAAAUUCUCCUCACUCCGUCUCACAACCGUUAAGGGUGUGCGAGAGCACAUCAUGAAGAUGCGGGACAUAGCGGCUCAAUUGCAAAAUUUGGAGGUAACAAUGUCGGAGGCGUUCUUGGUGCACUUCAUUCUGAAUACCCUUCCUCACCACUAUGGGCCAUUUAAAAUCUCUUAUAACACACAUAAGGAUAAGUGGUCAAUUAAUGAACUAAUGACCAUGUGUGUGCAAGAAGAAGAAAGGCUCAUAAUGGAGUUGGGUGAAAGUGUCAUGCUAGCUACAACCUUAGCCAAGAACAAAUUUGACAAGUCUCGUACAACCACCUCUAAAGCUAAGGGUAAAGGUAAAAUACCACCCAAGGCUGACAUUAAGAAGGUACAUAAGUGUUAUUUCUGUAAAAAGAAAGGACACAUGAAGAAAGAUUGUGCCAAGUUCAAGAAGUGGUUGGAGAAUAAAGGGUAUGCAGAAUCUAAGGAAGCCAGUGGGAAGUGAGCAAAGCAUCUUAUCCGGAAACAAGAUGGGCUCACAUGUGGAAGCCAUUGGAACAUGCACCUUAAUUUUAAGUAGUGGCUUUGUUUUAACUUUGGAAAAGACUUUUUAUGUACCAAGGUUUUCACGAAACUUGAUUUCAAUUUCAAGACUAGUACCAUUCGGUUUUUCCUUCAAUUUCAAGAAUAAAGUUAUUGAUUUAUUCAAUAAAUCUACUUUUGUUGGAAAAGGUACUUUGUCU
Molecule: messenger RNA, 1534 nt
Organism: Cuscuta epithymum
Lineage: Eukaryota; Viridiplantae; Streptophyta; Magnoliopsida; Solanales; Convolvulaceae
Source: the annotation of a GenBank genome assembly